UGACACGUCAAGAGAUACAGUACACAAAUAUCACGGGCUGCUUAAUUUUACCACGAGAAUGUGACCUGACUAAACAGUUUCUUCAAGAUUUCGCCCUGAGUGUCUGCUUUUCCUCUGCUUGUGUUGAUGGCGUGUGCUGGUCCAGUCUGACGGGUUACAGAGAGAGAGAGCAGUCAGGAUGAGUGGCGUGGCUCUGGCGCUGGAGGUGGUGGUGGUGUUUUUCCUGGCGCUUUUCCUGCUCCACCGAUAUGGAGAUUUCCGCAAGCAGCAUCGGAUGGUCCUGUUCGCCACGCUUCUGGCCUGGUUCCUGUGCUUCCUCAUUGUCUUCAUCUUACCGCUGGAUGUCAGCACGACCAUAUAUAACCAGUGUAAGAUUGACAAUCAGGUCCACCUCGUGCCCAGCAACAGUAAUGAUAACUCCUCCAACACUUCGGUAUUUCCAACACAAAGGGUCCCAAAGACUUGCUAUAAGCCCUGGAGUUAUAUCCCAGAUGGAAUCCUGCCUGUGUUUUGGAGGGUGGUGUAUUGGACCUCACAGUUCCUGACAUGGCUUCUGAUUCCCUUCAUGCAGUCGUACGCACGCUCAGGAGGUUUCUCUAUCUCAGGAAAGAUAAAAACAGCUCUGAUAGAAAACGCCAUUUAUUAUGGCACAUACCUGCUUAUCUUCUGCUCUCUGCUCAUCUACGUCGCCGUCAGUCCACAGUGGCAUCUCACCUGGUAUGGCCUGCGUACGAUCGGCAUCACCGCCGCUAAUACCUGGGGUUUGUUCCUGCUGGUGCUGUUGUUGGGAUACGGCCUUGUUGAAAUCCCACGCUCCUGCUGGAGGGCAUCGUGCCACGGGCAUCUGCUUGCAAAGACAUACUUUAAAGCAGCAAAACUGAUGACAGAAAAAGCAGAUGCUGAGGAAAACCUGGAAGAUGUCAUGGAGGAUGUCAAAACGGUUAAUGAAACGAUAAAAUAUAAUCAUCCUCUAAGGAAAUGCAUCGACACUAUUCUGAGGAAGUGUCCUGUAGAAUACCAGGAAAAGUUGGGCAGAAACAUGGACGAUUACGAAGACUUUGAUGACAAAGGAAACCCUUAUCCUAGUAAAAAGAGUUUGGUCAAGCUACAUAAGCAGGUAAUCUAUGCUGUUCAGAGGCACAACCGCACAAAAGUUCAAUGGCAGAUUCUGUUGGAUGAGGCCUUUCACUUAGAGGACGUGGCCAAAAAUGAAACAAGCCCCGCCCACCAGUUUGUCCACAGCUUCCCUUCCACAGAAGCACCUGGAUGGAUCAGCAAGUACCUGUACACACCUACCAUUGAGUGGUACUGGGAGUGUGUUUUCCGCCGCUGGUGUUAUCGUGUGCUGGCUGUGGUUUUGUGUGUGUUUUCUGCGGCAGUGGUUUGGUCUGAAUGCACCUUCUUCAGCACACAGCCUGUUCUGUCUCUGUUCGCCGUCUUCAUUCAGCUCGCAGAGAGAGACUACAACUACGUUUACAUAGAGAUGGCGUGUUUUGUCACCAUAUUCUUCUUGUGUUACUGCGUGUACUCUACUGUCUUUCGGAUCAGAGUCUUUAACUAUUAUUACCUGGCUCCGCAUCACCAGACGGACGCCUACAGUCUGCAGUUCAGCGGCAUGUUGUUCUGUCGUUUGACUCCCCCACUGUGUCUGAACUUUCUGGGUGUGAUUCACAUGGACUCCACCAUCUCUCAUCAGCAGAGACAGCCCACAGUGUACACUUCAAUUAUGGGAUCCAUGCAGGUCCUGUCAUUCAUCGCUAAUGGAUUUUAUAUUUAUUAUCCUAUGCUCAUUGUUUUGCUCUGCAUUGCGACUUAUUUCAGUCUGGGCACACGCUGUCUGAAUCUGCUGGGUUUUCAGCAGUUUAUGGGUGAGAAUGAUCUGACCUCUGACCUGGUGGACGAGGGAAAAGAACUCAUCCGGAGAGAAAGAAGAAAGCGUCAGAGAACAGAGGAUGGCGAGAGCAGACGGAGAGAAUGGAGGGAACGCUAUGGUGAACAGAGGGAAAGAUACAACGGGAGGAACAGAAAUGCGUACUCUGAGCUGAAGGAGACGGAUGGAUCCAGCACAGAUACAAGCAGAGCUCCGUCUAGAAGAGAUCGAAACGACAAGGCUGAAUUACUACAAGACGUUGAACCAUUGGAUUUUACUGGAGAAGAACCGCUGGAAACAGACAACAGGAGGUACCCUGGAGGACAUUACCUCUCCACGUCUGCAUCUCGCACCCGCAUCUUUGAUGAUGUAUAAGAACAAGCAAAACACUGAAGGGAACUCGUUUGCACUUUUUAAAUCUUCACACUCUUCCUGAAGUGUCCAGUGAGGGACUGCAGCUUUAAUGCUCAUGUGUCUUUCUCUAAAGUUUUGUGUGUGUGUGUCUGUCUGUGUGUGUGUCUGUGUGUGUGUGUGUGUGUCUGUAUGUCUCUUACCUCCACCCAUUGCCCCUUUACUUCCAGAUGAAGCCAAACCCGCUGUAGAAUCAUGGCUGUGGUGCACUGACUGUGCUGCAUCUUCACAGCAGAGUUAUAUUUAAUGUAGAAGAUCGUUAUUAUUAUCACGUGGCUGAAAAGGGAAAGAAAAAGGGUUAGGUUUGCUUUAGAAUGUCAUUUUGAAUUUUGAAACAUUCUUUAGAAUCCGGUUUAAAAUUUCUGAACAUUCUAUUUGGGAUGAAAAUGUAUUUAAGGGAUGUUUUUGGAAUGAAUCAGAAUCUAGCUCACACUCUGACCUUUCUGCUCUAUUUGACCUCUGACCUAGUGUGGUCACGAUACUGGAAUUCGAUACCGAAAUUCGAUACCGUUCUUAAACGGCACUGAUUUGCCAUUGUGUUCUCGUGCUCAACAGAAAUGACUGUGAUUGGCCAUGAAGGUCAUCAGUUCAUCAAACUCUCCACUGUUUACUGAGUGUAACCACAGAUACAGGGACACUGGAGCAUUUUAAAUCGCGUCAAACAGCUGGUUUGUCUAUAAGCUGACAUACAAGCUUUUAAAUGGCUUAAGAACAUGGAUGUUUAUGAUUAAUCAGCAGAUGUUUAAGUCACGCUUAACUGCACUCACAUGUUAGCAGGAAAUGGACGUUUUUAAAAUUUCAGUAUCGAAUUCCAGUGUUGUGACAACCCUUUUUCUAUUUGACCUCUGACCUGGUGUUGUCACGAUAUUGUAAUUCAAUACCAAUCCGUACCGAAAUUUUAAAAACGUCCAUUUCCAGCUAACAUUUGAGCACUGUUGAGUGCCUUCUCAAACAGCGCUGAUUUGCCAUUGUGUUCAGGUGCUCAACAGAAAUGACAGUGAUUGGCCGUGAAGGUCAUCAGUUCACCGCACUCACCGCUGUUUACUGAGUGUAAUCACAGACACAGGGACACUGGAGCCUGCUAACACGUGAGCGCUGUUGAGCAUGUGCUUAAACAGCGCUGAUUUGCCAUUGUGUUCAGGUGCUCAACAGAAAUGACUGUGAUUGGCUGUGAAGGUCAUCAGUUCACCGGACUCACCACUGUUUACUGAGUGUAAUCACAGAUAGAGGGACAAUGGAGCGUUUUACAGCCGCGAUUCAUCAGCGGAUCACUCGUAUGUCAGCUUAUAAACAUACUAGCUGAUCUACGUAGCUUUAAAAUGCUCCAGUGUCCCUGUAUCUGUGGUUACACUCAGUAAACAGCGGUGAGUUCGGUGAACUGAUCAACUUCACAGCCAAUCACAGCGGGUAGGCCCUCUCAAAAAUGACUGAAAAUGCCUGUCCGCUCUUCAGUUCGCGAUCGUCCACAGAUCAAACCUCCGCCUCCCCCAACCCCAGCUCUUCAAUAUGCGAUUAUCUACUACCCAAUGACAAAUCAGCGCUGUUUAAGAGCGUGCUCAACAGCACUCAAAUGUUAGCGAGAAGUGGACGUUUUUAAAAUUUCAGUAUCGAUUGGUACCGAAUUUCAGUAUCGUUACAACACUAGCUGUAUUUGACCUCUGACCUAUUGUUGUCACAAUACUGGAAUUCGAUACCAAUCAGUGUCAAAAUUAAAAAAUGUUAAUUUCCCGCUAACAUUUGAGCGCUGUUGGGUGCAUUCUUAAACAGCGCUGAUUUGCCAUUGUGUUCACGUGCUCAACAGAAAUGACUGUGAUUGGCUGUGAAGGUCAUCAGUUUAUCGAACUCACCGCUGUUUACUGAGUGUAACCACAGAAACAGGGACACUGGGGCAUUUUAAAGCCGAGAUUCAUCAGCGGAUCACUCGUAUGUCAGCUUAUAGACAAACCAGCGGAUCGACGUGACUUUAAAAUGCUCCAGUGUUCCUGUAUCUGCGGGCACGCUCUGUAAACAGCGGUGAGUUCGGUGAACUGAUGACCUUCAGGGCCAAUCACAGUCAUCUCUGUUGAGCACGUGAACACAAUGGCAAAUCAGCGCUGUUUAAGAACGUAUCAGGAAAUGGACGUUUAUAACAUUUCAGUACCGAUUGGUGUCAGAUUCUAGUAUUGUAUCAACACAUACUCUGACCUUUGAACUUCAGGAUGGGAAUCUGUUCGACCAGUAAAUCACCAUCAGGAAAUGCUUCUGUCUUUCCCUGUUUUGGUUUAAUUAUUCAUUAUUUUCACAGAUCAGACUGUAUAAAGGUUACAGGUUUUUGGCUGUGCUACUCUGGUUUUGUACUGUAAACUUCAGUUCUUUUUUGAAAACAUGAAUGCUGUUUUACUUUAUUUAUUAUAAAUCUCCCUGAAUUUAUAUUAAUUAAUAGCUUGAUGCUACUGACAUGUUAAAGCAUAAUGAAGGAAGUGCUUUUGUUUAUUUUUGGGGAUGAUACAAAAGCUGUUUUAUAAUUAUUUUCUCUUAUUUUGUGUACUUGUUUGCAUUUCCUCAAUACCUCAAAUUAAAGAGACCUUUACUAUC
Danio aesculapii is the source of this 4855-nucleotide messenger RNA. RefSeq names its product LMBR1 domain containing 2a (gene lmbrd2a). NCBI's taxonomy places the organism in Eukaryota, Metazoa, Chordata, Actinopteri, Cypriniformes, Danionidae. Gene Ontology annotation, cellular component: membrane. The coding region runs from base 179 to 2245 and encodes 688 amino acids. Gene Ontology annotation, biological process: adrenergic receptor signaling pathway. The record is from RefSeq and is a predicted model, not a curated record. The transcript has 18 exons.